CCUAAGCAGUGAAUUAUCGAUUCAAUAGUGGUAGUAAUUAUCAGGCCAAAAUACACGAACAAAGUCUUUUAUUGAUUUAUUUUUCUGUUUUGUGUGUUUGAUGUUUUGUGUUUGUAAUAAAGAAGUUAUGGUAUGUAAACACUUGUGUUUAAAAAGUGAUGCUGGAUGCUGAUAGAAAGUCAGAUGCUGCAUAAGUCUAAGAAUGUGGAAUUUAUGUGUACUCGAUUUUUAGUGAAAAAUUGAGUAAUUUCCAGGAAAAUAAUGGCAACUGCUAUUCACGGGGACAGUAAUGAGCAGGUUCUCACGCCGGUCAAACCUCCCAGCACCAACAACACACUUGUACGGCCGGCAGACCCAGGGGGGCAGAAGACCGGACCGAACAGUCCCCCUAGACAGUCCCCAGUGCCAAACCAGCCCCUCUCUGUCAGAAGCCAGCCAGAUGCCAAACCCCUUAGUCCUGGCUGGAGCGCCGCGAUAGCAGCCGCGCAGGCUCAAGGUGCAGCCAGUAUGACGCGGAAAAGGAACAAUCGUAAACAGCAAAAUCAAAAUGUGCGCCCGAAAAGGGCGUUGUUCUGUCUUAGCCUUCAAAAUCCCUUACGGAAGUUGUGCAUACGGGUAGUAGAAUGGAAGCCAUUCGAGUUCCUUAUUUUGUUGACAAUAUUUGCCAACUGCUUUGCACUGGCGUUGUAUGUUCCCUACCCAAACCAAGACACAAAUGAUGUGAACAAGGCUCUGGAGAACAUAGAGUACAUCUUUCUGGUGAUAUUUGGGGUGGAGGCGGUUAUGAAGAUUAUAGCCUAUGGUUUUCUACUACAUUCUGGUGCUUACCUAAGAAAUGGCUGGAACAUUCUAGAUUUUAUCAUUGUAGUUAUAGGAAUAAUUAGUUUAGUAUUAUCAUUAAGCAUAGAAGACGAUGUAUUCGAUAUCAAGGCUCUGCGAGCAUUUAGGGUGUUACGACCCCUUCGUCUUGUAUCCAGAGCCCCAAGUUUGCAGGUGGUCCUCAACUCUAUCGUGCGGGCAAUGGUGCCUUUAUUCCACAUUGGUCUCCUUGUCAUCUUUGUGAUCAUCAUCUACGCCAUUAUUGGUCUGGAGCUCUUCUCAGGAAAACUGCAUGAAACGUGCUUCAUCAAUGGAACAACGGAGUAUGCCAGUGAAGAUCAAAAUCCGUGUGGGAAGGGAUACAAGUGCGACGCCACCGCGGGCCACGUGUGUGCAACAGGGUGGGAUGGGCCCAACGACGGGAUCACUAACUUUGACAACAUCGGCCUUGCCAUGCUCACCGUGUUCCAGUGCAUCACCAUGGAGGGAUGGACUGACGUGCUUUAUGAUAUCAAUGAUGCAAUGGGGAAUGAGUGGCCCUGGACGUACUUUGCCAGCCUGAUCAUCAUUGGCUCCUUCUUCGUUCUCAACCUCGUUCUUGGUGUCCUCAGUGGAGAGUUUUCUAAGGAGAGAGAGAAGGCAAAGGCCCGGGGCGACUUCCAGAAGUUACGAGAGAAACAACAACUUGAGGAGGACUUGAGGGGAUAUUUAGACUGGAUUACACAAGCUGAAAUGAUGGAUCCUGAAAAUGAAGAGGAAGGGGAAGAAAGUGAGAAACAGCGGCAUGUCAAAAUUCCAAAUGAAACUGACUCGUCAGAUAAAACUGAGGAUGGUAUCGAUGUUGAUGAAGUUCAGCAGACAUGGUGGCACAGAAAAAGUCGAAGGUUCCAGAAGCUGAACCGUCGAUGUCGAAGAGCGUGCAGGUUGUUUGUGAAGAGCAAACCAUUCUACUGGACUGUGAUAGUCAUGGUGUUCCUGAACACAUGUGUGCUAACCUCUGAGCAUUAUCUGCAGCCCCAAUGGCUCGAUCAAUUUCAAGAGAUUGCCAACAUUUUCUUUGUGUCUCUGUUCACGAUGGAAAUGCUCGUCAAGAUGUACAGUCUUGGGCUUCAAGGCUACUUUGUGUCGCUGUUUAACCGCUUCGACAGCUUUGUAGUGCUGUGCAGCAUAGCAGAGGUGAUAUUUAUCAUGACUGGGGUCUUACCACCGCUUGGUGUCAGCGUGCUGCGAUGCGCACGCCUCCUGCGUGUGUUCAAGGCAACCAGAUACUGGUCGUCUCUCCGUAACCUGGUGGCCUCGCUCCUCAACAGUUUGCGCUCUAUUGCCAGCUUGCUACUGCUGCUCUUCCUGUUCAUUGUCAUCUUUGCCCUGCUUGGAAUGCAGUUGUUUGGAGGGAAGUUCAACUUCAAGACUGACAAACCGCGCAGUAACUUCGACACGUUCUAUCAGUCACUCCUGACUGUCUUUCAGAUCCUGACCGGUGAGGACUGGAAUGCUGCCAUGUACGACGGGAUCAAGGCAUACGGGGGCGUGUCUGAGUUAGGAUCCCUCGUGUGCAUGUACUUUGUGAUAUUAUUCAUCUGUGGUAACUAUAUCCUUCUGAAUGUGUUCUUGGCCAUCGCUGUGGACAAUCUUGCAGACGCUCAAAGUUUAACAGAAAUAGAGGAAGAGAAGGAGGAAGAACGACAAAGGACCCGAUCUAUACGACGCUCAAAGAGUAAAUCUCCCGAGAAAACGGAUAUUAAGGGUGAGGAGGAUGAGGGGGUAGGGAUGAACGGGGACGAGGGCAGGGCCAUGGACGGAGAUUAUGACGAUGAGACACUGAGCCGUCGCCCUAGCAACCGCAGCUCCAGAAGCCAUCGUUCGCACUCUGACCAUCGAUUGCAUGUAGAUGAUUCAUAUGAGGAUGAAGGGAUGUACCGACAUAGCCAGCAUAUACCAAUAGAAGAGGAUGAUUAUGCAACAGAGGAAGAUGAUGAAGAUGAGGAGGAGGGUGAUAUGGAGGGUGAGGAGGAGGAGGACAAUGAGACUGUCAACACGGCGCGACCUCGACGUAUGUCCGAGAUACGCAUGUCCAACAAGGUGAAGCCGAUACCACCUGCCAGCUCUCUCUUCAUUCUGUCUCAAACCAACAAGUUCCGAGUGAUCUGUCACAAGGUGUGCAACCACUCUUACUUCGGGAACAUCGUACUUGCAUGUAUCCUCAUCAGCAGUGGUAUGUUGGCAGCGGAGGACCCCCUGAACAGCAAGUCUGAUAGGAAUGAGAUUCUGAACUACUUUGACAUCUUCUUUACCAGCGUGUUUACAGUGGAAAUCAUUGUCAAAAUUUUAACUUAUGGAUUGGUGCUUCAUAAAGGCUCGUUCUGUCGCAGUUUCUUCAAUAUACUUGAUCUGCUGGUAGUCGGCGUAUCUCUCGUAUCAUUUGUUUUAGACAAUGAAGCUAUCUCUGUAGUGAAGAUUCUCAGAGUGCUACGUGUGUUGCGACCUCUAAGGGCAAUCAACAGGGCCAAAGGACUCAAGCAUGUGGUUCAGUGCGUGAUUGUGGCCAUCAAGACGAUCCAGAACAUCAUGAUCAUCAUGUUGCUGCUGCAGUUCAUGUUCGCGGUCAUCGGCGUCCAGCUGUUCAAGGGGACAUUCUGGCACUGCUCGGACCGCUCAAAGUUAACCAAGGAGGACUGCAGGGGCUAUUUUGUGAGUUAUCCAGAUGGCGAGUUCAUCAAUCCGGAGCAGAACGAGCGCAUAUGGGAGAACAACAAGCUCAACUUUGACGACGUGUCGCAGGCAAUGAUGACUUUGUUCACAGUCUCCACGUUUGAGGGAUGGCCUCUACUGCUGUACACCUCCAUAGAUUCAAACAGCGAAGGUCAGGGUCCCAUCUAUAACUACAGGCCUGGAGUGGCCAUCUUUUACUUCAUCUUCAUCAUUGUCAUUGCCUUCUUCAUGGUUAACAUCUUUGUCGGUUUCGUCAUCGUCACGUUUCAGAAUGAAGGGGAACAGGAAUUCAAGAACUGUGAACUUGAUAAAAAUCAGAGAAAAUGUAUAGAGUUUGCAUUAAAAGCCAAACCCACACCUCGCUAUAUACCAAAGUCAAGAUGGCAGUACAAACUAUGGUGGUUUGUAACCUCCAAGGCAUUUGAAUACGCGAUAUUUGCACUCAUCCUGGUCAACACUAUAGCACUUGCAUUAAAGUAUCAUGGGCAGUCAGCUGAAUACUCGGACGCCCUCGACUACAUGAACAUGUUCUUCACAGGCGUAUUCACUGUUGAGUUCGUUCUCAAACUGACAGCAUUUAGAUUCAAGUACUACAUCAUAGAUCCUUGGAAUAUAUUUGACUUCAUCAUAGUGCUUGGCAGUUUUAUAGAUAUCAUCUACACAGAGGUCAAUACGGGAUCUCUAAUCAUCAGCAUCAACUUCUUCCGCCUGUUCCGAGUGAUGAGGCUCAUCAAGUUGUUGAGUCAGGGUGAGGAGAUUGGGACGCUGCUCUGGACCUUCAUCAAGUCUUUCCAGGCUCUUCCAUACGUAGGUCUGCUGAUAGUGAUGCUGUUUUUCAUCUAUGCAGUCAUUGGCAUGCAGGUGUUUGGUCGAAUCGCCAUUGACGACUCAACACAAAUUCAUAGGAACAAUAAUUUUCAGACUUUUCCACAAGCCUUGCUGGUUUUGUUCCGAUCUGCCACUGGUGAAGCCUGGCAGGAAAUCAUGCUGUCAUGUAGAGCUGACCCCACCGUCAAGUGUGAUCCACUGUCAGAAAACAGAAAUACAACAGAAACCUGCGGGAACAACUUUGCCUUCCCAUACUUCAUUUCCUUCUAUGUUCUCUGCUCAUUUUUGAUCAUUAACUUGUUUGUGGCAGUCAUCAUGGACAACUUUGACUAUCUCACUCGUGACUGGUCCAUUCUUGGUCCACAUCAUUUAGAUGAGUUUGUGCGGCUUUGGGGAGAAUAUGACCCAGAAGCAACGGGCAGAAUAAAACAUUUAGAUGUUGUCACAUUACUUAGAAAAAUAUCACCACCCCUAGGGUUUGGAAAGUUGUGCCCACAUCGAAUAGCAUGCAAGCGUUUAGUGAGUAUGAAUAUGCCAUUAAAUAGUGAUGGAACUGUGAUGUUUAAUGCUACGUUAUUCGCACUGGUGCGAACUUCACUAAAAAUCAAAGUAGAGGGUAAUAUAGACCAGGCGAAUGCAGAACUAAGGGAGGUUAUCCUGAAAAUAUGGAAGAGAACAAGUUCAAAGAUGUUGGACACAGUUGUUCCCCCUGCUGGUGACGAUGAUGUGACGGUGGGGAAAUUCUAUGCAACAUUUCUCAUCCAAGACUACUUUAGGCGGUUUAAGAAACGGAAAGAACAGAUGCAAAAGAUUCAGAAAGGCCAGGAGCACACUAAUGCACUCCAGGCUGGAUUGCGUGCAGUACAUGACCUGGGUCCAGAAAUACGUCGGGCAAUCUCCGGGAACCUGGGAGAGGAAGAAUUCCCUGACAAGGAUGUAGAAGAACCUAUGCAUAGAAGAAACCACAGUCUGUUUGGCAGCGUGAUGAACGCGCUGACGGGCACAGUCAAGACUGGGCUCCCAUUUGCCACCAGGACCCAGUCUCUGUUCAUAAGCAAUGCCAAGGUGCCACCCAAAACCUCGCCCUCAAACUCCUUCCACAGCCAACACAAUAAAAUGUCACCAAGGAACUCAGUGAACGGGAAACUGUCAUCGUCGGAUACAAAUAAUCACAUAAGUGGAAGUAGACUUAAUGUGGAGUUGAAUAAUGCUAUAAAUAGAUCACAGUUGCCAUUAGCAAAGCAGCUGGGAGCAGAUGAUGCACAGAUAACCAAUCAAUAUUUGUCGUCUGUGCCGCUACGGGUCUCGUCUUCAAGACAUUCAAGUCAAACAUCAAGUGAGGGGUCAUUCCAUGACGUUGAGGAGGGAAGUGAGGCAGGCUCUAUCUCUGAGGUCUCAGAAGACAAGUGGGCGCACAUGAACUCUGUGGGUUACCCACCACACUAUGCCAACAACGUGCAACAGAUACAGAAACAGCCAAUCUAUGUGUAUAGAGAUCUACCACCGGAGGACAGUGAUUUUGAGCGAGACCACGCACCACCCACUCCGCCCCCAAGAAAGUUGUCGAGAAAAGGUCUUGCAAACCGGCUUGGCUGCAUUGGGAAACAGGGCAGUGAUGAAAACCCACUGAUGAGAAAGGUUGGGGAGCCUCUGAAGUUGACCCAGUCACAAGCUAUGGCAGUUGCAGGUUUUACCGGGGAUGGACAACCAAGAUCUGCACAGAUUCCUCGGGCACCAGUUGCUACGCCCAACAGAGCACGGGCUUCCUACAUUCAACCAGUGCACCAAUGCCUUCGUUUCAAACGUUCGCAUUCCAUUGUUGAAGGUGAAGGUCGUGCCAAGCCUGACCCCAUGAGGGUCGCACGCUACAGUGAUGCCAUGUUGCCCCGGGAGGGCGGCCCCCUUCAGUUGCCUAGCAAUGUGAUGUCAUCCAACCCUAGCGACAACGUCAGCGCUGAGAGCCUUGUUGAACAGGUGAUUAUCAGUGAGGGUCUGGGUCGCUACGUGGAUGUGGGCGCCCUCAAGCGGGAGCUCCAGGAGGCUGGGGACAUGACCUCGGAGGAGAUGGAGGUUGCGGCGCGGCACAUCAUACUGGAGCAGCGGCGCAAGAACAGCGGCCUGCAGCCACCCAUGUUUGACCACAUGGGGGGGUAUCAUGCCCACGAAAUGAAGGACUAUAAUCAAUACUCUGCUCAAGUUGAACUUCGCCAUAGAAACGAGGAUGAGGAAGAAAGUGAAAAUACACAAAUGGAUCAGGAAAGUUCAUAUCCCUCGUUCCACCGUGAAAAUGUCUGAGGAAAAACAGCGCAGUUCCUUGCAGCCAUUCCACAUAGACUGGUUCACCUCUCAGUGAUGCUGUCCUUAACUUGGGGUGUAAAAAUUGGGAACUAGUCAAGUAUUAUAUUCACAGGAAGAGAGUGUGGUCACUGUUCUAUGUAGAUCAUGCAGUGUUACCGAAAGAUGGGUGUUAGGGUAGUUUUUGUCUUUGUAGCAGUGUGAAGAACAAUGAGCAAAGAAUUUAUGUAUUACAACUCAGAAUUAGAAAACAAACUUUCCUUGAUAAAUGGGUUAUACUGUAAGUUUUUCAGGAAAGGUACACAAUGGUCAAGUACAAUGUACGUUAAACUGUAUAGUGACAUGAUUAGUUGGUUUUCAUUAUUGUAGCAAACAUAUGUGUGAGUGGAACAUCAGAAGAGUUUCAUAUGUUCUCAUUAUGAAUCAUCCAUGCUGUUGUUGUCUAUUUUACAUCCAGAGCCAAAUUCAGUUUGUACAUGUUUGUUUUUGUGCUGCUUUAAGCAGGUUGGAUUGUUCAGCCCAUAUUUCUCCAUUCAUGUUUGUUUAGCAGUCAUGUUUGUUUAGCAGUCAUGUUUUAAGUUGCAUUUUGUUAAAUAUAUUGAAACUUUAGAUAGCUUAAGUUAUUGUGUAUUUGUGCAAUUUUAAUUAUUUGAAGAAAUAAAUGUUAUAAUAUACAUGUGUAUGUCAUUAUUUUUCUCAUUAAAAACUUUCUUGAUAUUCCCAUAAGCACUGCAAAAUAUUUUUAUUUUGUGAAAAUGCGGGGUUUAUUCCUUAUAUAAGAUAACUUCGAAGCAUCUUAAAUUAACUUGUUAAUUAAUCUUCAUAUUAAUCUUUUUUAUUAUUUUUUGAAAGACAUUAUUGGAACAAAUUUGAUUAGUGUUUGGUCAAACAUGAAACACAACACCUUUUUGUUUUUGAUUUGCUUUCAUAUUGAUUCUUUAAGUGAAUGUUUCUUCUUUAAGUUAAUUUAAUUUACUUGUAAUAAUGUGAACAUUGGAAAAAUGCCUAAGAAAGGCAACUCUGUAAAUGAUAUAAUGUGAAUUAAUAAGUUUUCCCCUUGUAUUGAUGAAGAAAAGCCAAUGAAUCUUGACCUCUAUAUAGAAUUUUAAAUAACAUUGACUUUGCUGCCAACAAUUGUUAAAAAUAUUGUUUUGCAUUGAAGUUGCUUUGUAGUUUAACAUUGUAAUGAUUGUAAGAGAACUUUUACAGAUUAAUUGUGUAUUUUUUUAGUUUUUUAUCUGUUUGUAAAUUUAACAAGUGUCCAGUUAAUAUGGUUAAUUUAUAUUUAUUUUACUGUGUUUUUUUAUGAUAGAUCUAGUUUUAGAAUUAAUUGAUAAAUUUACCUUUGCAAUUUGUGUUAGUUGUAUUGCAAUCGAACAUUGUUUUGGUUGGUAUUUCUGCUAUUGGCGGUCAUGUAGCUCUUGGCUUUCAUAACUGUAGAAAAUUUGGUGAAAAGUUUGAAAAUCGAAGAUCCAAUUUCAUUUAUUUGAAAACUAACAAACAUUAUAUUGAUUCAGUACACAACUAUGCAAAGUUUGUGAAUGAUAAAUGCACAUAAAGCAUUCUAUUAUUCUGCUCUUCUUAUGAACACAUUUUGCAGUAACUUACAGUCUAUUCAACAUAUAAGACAUCUUAGGAAAACCGAGCUUAAUGCAUUUGUUAAAAGUAUUGUCCCAGAUAAGCAUGCAGGAACUGUACAUGAAUAAAGCCCAGUUUUCCCAGAGCUCAGAUAAUAUAUUUUAAGUAUUCAAACUCAAUUUUGUCAUUUUCUCUUUCCUAAAACAAACCUCAGAUUUAUGUAGCUUUCCAUUUUGAAAUUUGUUUUACAAUGAUAUAAAUAUGUAGAUUUUUCUGAAUUUGUUGAUUAUGUUUCUACAUGCACUGAGUUAUAUGUCAGUAAUUGGUUGUCCUUUGACAAGUAUUUAUUGCCCAUGAAAUGGUUGUGUUUGGCCGUGUAGCUCAACAUUUUCCCAUUUGCUGAUACAAAUGGUUGUGCAUACUUACAACAACAUAUACACUGUUUAUGGUCUUAGAGUAUUUAUACAUUUUUGCUUAUUUAUGUACUAGGCUAUGUAUUGAUACUAACAUUGUUUUCCUAUUUCCUAUAACAACUCAUGCGUGUGUCUUUUAUUUUGUGGUGAAUUGUCUACAGUGAAAUGAUCCAGUGAUCUAGAAAUAAGUGACCAAUAACAUUUCUUGUUACUGUGUAACAGGACUCCUUGAUAGUUAACUAAUAACAUCAUAAAUGCUUGCAUAAACAUUCUUCGUGGCAUUCAAAACUGUCUGAAAUAAUUUUUAUCAAUAAACAUUUCUAUGUACUCUUUAUAAUCCCUUGUUGAAAACAUACCCUAGAGAGAGAAAAUAUGUUGACACCACUUUUUAAAAAUGAUUUAUUUUUUUCUGUUGGAAUUGAUAAAUUUUACAACACUUUAAAUGAGUUUUAUUUAAUUAUUAUACUUUCAUUUCUAUAUUAAAGUGUAUUUGAGCUGAGUCGUGCAAAUACAGGUCUUAUGCCAUGUUUGCAAACUGUAGCUCUAGACCAGUCAUUGUAUUUGUGCAGUCUGGCCAGGGGCUACCCAGAAGUCCAUUAAAAAAUCAUGCAAGCUUUCGUUGUCUCAUAAGCGGACUGGAAAUUAGCCCCUGACUCAACUGACUGAAAGUGCAGGCUGAUGUGGGGAUGUGCUUGCUACCUAUGGUAUAAGACCAAUUUAUAAUUAUAAUUUUUCUAUUUUUUAAGCUGUUUGUUUUGCUUUUGUGCCCUUGUUGUCCAUACUUGUGAGUGUAAAUAGUGGAUUGACAUCAUUUAGCUUCAGCAUCAUGGUUAGAAUGUUUGUGUUUUUGUGAUUAUGCCAUGAUACACUCUAUUGAAGAAUAGAGAAACAAUUUUAUUAUAUUAAACAUGAAAACGUCUAUGUAUACUGUCUAUUUCAAUAGAUUUUAAGGAAUGUUAAACUUAUGUGCAAUAAAACAUAUUCCCCAGUCAA
Messenger RNA from Dreissena polymorpha, 9638 nucleotides. RefSeq names its product muscle calcium channel subunit alpha-1-like. The record is from RefSeq and is a predicted model, not a curated record. The transcript has 44 exons. Gene Ontology annotation, molecular function: high voltage-gated calcium channel activity. Gene Ontology annotation, cellular component: voltage-gated calcium channel complex; membrane. Lineage: Eukaryota; Metazoa; Mollusca; Bivalvia; Myida; Dreissenidae. Gene Ontology annotation, biological process: calcium ion import across plasma membrane. The coding region runs from base 262 to 6654 and encodes 2130 amino acids.